AUGGGAAAGAGCAUGCGGAUUCCGUCAUCUAAACUUUCCUUACCAAAUAAUGGUAAUGGUAAUUCCCGUGUGACUAAGAUACUUGAUGCGCUUAAUCGCCGCCACAAAUGGCAAAAUACCCGCAAGGGGCUGCCCAAUAAGAGGCAAGGUUCUGGAAAGCAAAUUACUGAUGGGGGGAGUAGCGAAGCGACCGCUAGCACAAGUCAACCGCCAGAAGUUCCUAAAAAGAACAAACCCCCCAAACUCAAUGAACAAGAAAGCGCAGAAACUCGUUCGAAGAAAUUUCGAAUCAGAUCUCUCAUCUCAAGUGAAAUGGCCAAACGAAGGGGAAAGAAUCAAUGGCGACGCUCCUCCUCGUCCCCGACGCAUUCACCAAAAAAGAAAGCCAACUCCACCUCCAACUCCAACUCCAACACCAGCUGUCAGAGCCCAGGAACUAUUAAGAAGAGGAGAAAAUGCGAUAUAUGUGCAGCCAUGUUAACCGUCAGUUACUUGAGACAACGAGCAACCGACCACGUUCCAGAUAGAAAGCCGGCUCAGAUCAAGUCCAGAAACGUUGGACUAACAAAGUCUCUCUCCUUCCCCUUACUUGCCGCAAAAACAAAAAAACGAGAUGCUGAGCUACAGGAACUUAAACAUAAGUUGCGGAACGUUAAAGAUAUACAGACUACAAAGGACAGGUUCAUUCUACCUAUGAACCAAUGGGCCGAGUUUCCGAAACCAAUGUUAACAAGACCAGCAUCUUUUAGAGCCACUGCAGCGUCAACUUCACGAAAGGAUAGCAAAAAGCAAAAUGCAAAUCAAUCCAAGAGUCUUAAACAAAAGAUCGGGUUGGUCAUCAAAGUCGACGGGAGAAAGGAGAAGCGUCGGAUUCUUAUGGACGCCGUUUUUCACAAGGUCCCGUACGGUGGUCGUAAAUCUUCCAAAGAUCCAAAGAAAGUCGGCCCCGACAAGCUUAAGAGCAGCAAAAACUCAUCUGGUGAUAAAGCACAUCAUAAGAAAACAUCUUCCACUAGUGAAUCGAUGAGCAAGUAUCGUAAGUUGCUUAGCCAAACAUCGACUAGAGACGAAAAGUUAAUGAAGCAACAUAGUACUGAUCAUAAACCAAAGCUGUUUGUAGCUGGGAAUCGGAAAACACAUAAAAGAAUGCGUUCGUUACCUAAUAUCAGUCCCGAUGAUUUCACGCAAAAUCACGAGUUUCCGGAGAAACCCACUAUGGAAAUACAUAUAAACACAAACUUCGAUGAUCAGAUAUCAACAGAUCGUCUUGUAUAUCCCGAAAGACGAAAUGCGCCAGAUAAGCAGGAAACCAAAUUAGUUGAGAAAGACGAUGAGGAUGUCGAUGAAAAUACGGGAGUCGGUACAGAUGAAUCCACUCAUCAAGAAAAAAAUUCCGAAAGUGAAGCCGAGCACGAAACUAGUUCAAUUGAGAAAGACGAGGCCAUGCACGAAAAUCAUAGUCAUGAAUCUCAAGAACAAAGUGAUCACCAAAGGCAUGUUGUUGAUGAAGAUCUUGGAGUCGAAACAAAUAGUUCCGACGGUCAAGAGGAGCCUCGUGUUGCUAUACAACUUGAGAACGACAAGCCUUUUAACGAAAUUCUUGGAAUGUUCAAAAAGGUUUCCGAUGAAAAGCUAAGAAAUGAGAACAAGUCUAGCGGCGUUGUACGAAAGCAGGUAGCCGACAACACUGCAGAUCAUCAAGAAGAAGAUAAUUCAUCAUUAGCCUCAGAUUCUGACCAUACGGGUGUUCCUCAAAACGCAGAAGUACACAACGAAGAAGAUACAUUAUCAUUAACCUCCGGUUACGAGGUUGAUGAUAACCUAGAAGUUGAGAAAGAAGAUUCAGCAUUUUACUUGUCUUCUCUAAUCGACAUACGCAACUCACUGUUGGAAUUUGAAAACAAACGGCGCAUGUCCUCUAUGAAUGAUGUUAACGGCAAACGAGCUAACAUGGGCACGAGUGCAGCUAAUAAGACGGUUAAAAAUGGAUUCUUACACUUGGAUCUCGAGUCGGUUAAGGACAACGCUGAAUUCCAAUUUGUAAAACAAGUGUUGGAGAAGUCAGGUUUUCUGAAGAAUACACUCCUUGGAGAAUGGUAUUCUAGUUACCAACCGAUCGACCCUUUGUUAUUCGAGGAAGUAGAAACUAGUUUCCUUCAAACCAAACUUCUCGAAGACUUGGAUUCCAUGAAAGACGAGGAGGUUGUUCAAAAGAUUAUCAACGACCAUCAUCUUCUUCUUUUCGAUUUAAUCAACGAGGCGUUAUUGGAGAUUCAUAAUAGAACAUACACUUAUUGCCCACAUGCGUUGACUUACCGUUCAAAGGUGAGUCCUAUGCCUGUAGGGUGUCGUGUUCUAGAACAAGUAUGGGAUAUUGUUAACAUGUACUUGAGUUGGAAACCCGAGUUGCAACCGUCGUUAGAUGAUAUAGUGAGCCGUGAUUUGGCCAAAGGGAGUGGUUGGAUGAACUUACAAGCUGAUGCGGAGUUUGUAGGCAUUGAGCUUGAAGAGUUGCUUGUUGAUGAUCUGUUAGAUGAGCUUGUUUUUGAUGAUUUGUUGAUGUAAAGGACCAAUCCAUAUAUGUAUAAAAUACAACAUGCAUGUAGCAUAUGAUAAUGGUAGUCCUUUCAAAAAA
Messenger RNA from Helianthus annuus (common sunflower), 2635 nucleotides. RefSeq lists its product as uncharacterized. The transcript has 4 exons. Lineage: Eukaryota; Viridiplantae; Streptophyta; Magnoliopsida; Asterales; Asteraceae. The coding region runs from base 1 to 2565 and encodes 854 amino acids. The record is from RefSeq and is a predicted model, not a curated record.